GCCGCCAUGAAGCUGAACGAGCGCAGCCUGGCCUUCUACGCCACCUGCGACGCCCCGGCCGACAACGCGGGCUUCCUGUACAAGAAGGGCGGCCGGCAUGCGGCCUACCACCGCCGCUGGUUUGUGCUGCGCGGCAACAUGCUCUUCUACUUCGAGGACGCGGCCAGCCGUGAGCCCGUGGGCGUCAUCAUCCUGGAGGGCUGCACCGUGGAGCUGGUGGAGGCGGCCGAGGAGUUCGCCUUCGCCGUGCGCUUCGCUGGGGCCCGGGCCCGCACCUACGUGCUGGCGGCCGAGAGCCAGGCCGCCAUGGAGGGCUGGGUGAAGGCGCUGUCGCGGGCCAGCUUCGGCUACCUGCGGCUGGUGGUGCGCGAGCUGGAGCAGCAGCUGGCGGCUGUGCGUGCAGGCGGCGGCCCAGUCCCGCCCCGCCGACCCCGCGCGCUCCCGCCCAAAGAGAACGGCUGUGCCGUGUGGAGCGCGGAGACGCCCGCCGCCCCCGCCAGCGCCGCCCCCAGUCCCCGGCCCGGCCCCGAGCCCCCGCCACUGCCGCCCCGCCGGCGGGCCUCGGCGCCCAACGGGCCUCUCGACUCGGCCUCCUUCGCCCAGCUGCACGAGUGGUACGGGCAGGAGGUCAGGGCGCUGAGGAGCCAGUGGCUCCGCAGCCAGGCCCAGCCCUGAGGAUGGG
Eubalaena glacialis (North Atlantic right whale) is the source of this 682-nucleotide messenger RNA. RefSeq names its product sesquipedalian-1-like. The coding region runs from base 7 to 675 and encodes 222 amino acids. NCBI's taxonomy places the organism in Eukaryota, Metazoa, Chordata, Mammalia, Artiodactyla, Balaenidae. Gene Ontology annotation, biological process: retrograde transport, endosome to Golgi; receptor recycling; endosome organization. The transcript has a single exon. The record is from RefSeq and is a predicted model, not a curated record. Gene Ontology annotation, cellular component: early endosome; trans-Golgi network; recycling endosome.